This is a messenger RNA of Hevea brasiliensis (rubber tree), 1189 nucleotides long. RefSeq lists its product as uncharacterized. Bases 178 to 840 code for a protein of 220 amino acids. The transcript has 3 exons. The record is from RefSeq and is a predicted model, not a curated record. Lineage: Eukaryota; Viridiplantae; Streptophyta; Magnoliopsida; Malpighiales; Euphorbiaceae.
AAGAGAAAUUAUUAAAUGUAAAUAAUCGGAUUGAAGAUAAGCUAGAUAAGGUUAUCAACUGUUACUUUCCUUCAGAUUUUGUCUUAGCUAGCUGUAUGUAGCUCACAGGCAAGCAGGAUCAGCAUUACUGUGAGCAAGAAGAAGAAGAAGAAGAAGAAGAAGAAGAAGAAGAAGAAGAUGAUGUUAACUCUUGCAGUGGGUUGUUCAUCAGCUGCUCUGGCGCCCAUGGUUUCUGCACUUUCCACCUAUGGCAAAGCCUUGGUUCACCUUCCAACUACACACUUUGGCUUCAAAGGAUCACAACUGCCAUCGCAUCUCUGCAUCCCCACCACACCCAUUUCCUCUUUUAAGAUUGCUGUUGCCACUGUUGACUCAAAUGAACCCAGUUCAUCCUUUCCGAAUCCUCCUGACAAGCAAGAAGCCAACAAGUACUAUUUUGUUGUUGCAAAUGCAAAAUUCAUGCUGGAUGAAGAGGAACACUUUAAGGAGCUCUUGUUUGAACGCCUUCAUAAUUUUGGAGAGCGUAAUAAAGAGCAGGACUUCUGGCUUGUGAUUGAGCCCAAGUUCUUGGACAAAUUCCCUAAUAUUACUAAGAGGUUAAAGAGACCUGCCGUUGCUCUGGUGUCAACUAAUGGUCCAUGGAUCACGUUUAUGAAACUAAGAUUGGACCGGGUUUUAUCUGAUAGCUAUGAAGUUGAUACUCUAGAAGAAGCUUUAGCCUCCAACCCUACCACCCUAGAGUUUGAGAAGCCAGAAAAUUGGGUGGCACCAUAUCCAAAAUAUGAAUAUGGGUGGUGGGAACCCUUCUUGCUUGCUGGAUUUAAAGAAUCAAAAGUAUAGAGCACUUCCUUUUCAUUUUGGCUACAUUUUUUUUUAAUUCUUCUUUUUUUUCCUUUUCAUUUUACCCCUUCCAAUUUGUGAGGUUUUUUUAAUCCAUUAGCAACUGUUAGCCUAAGCUGCUGUUAUCAGCAUGCAACUAUGUGCGAGUUAGAUGGUUAGCUUUGAUGGUGGCACCAAAGGCUUCUAGAAAUUCACAUUUGAAUUCUGAAGAGAAUGUAAUAUGCCAAUGUCUAUAUGAGUAGCAUUCUACUGUGUAAUCUAAUCUGGUAAAAAGUGGCACAAACAAUCUUAGAGCUUAUACGUGAAGCAACACUUUCCACUAAGUUAAUUAGCUUCAAAUCUUCAUGAA